AUGAAACAAAACAGUUGUUUUUGCUCAUUCAUUCCAAAUAAAAUUUGUGUUAAUGAUAUCAUUGGUAGAGGUUCAAUGCAUCUUACUAAAGAAGUUACUUCAAGAAUUGUUAAUACUAUGAAGAGGUGUAAUUCAAAUAUUCAAAUAGAAUCAUUUUUACAACCAAUUUUAACUAAACCAGAAACACCAACUUCCAAUGGAGGUCUUGAUAAUGAAAACCAAGAGUUAAUAAUUAGAAAAGGAGAUAUUAUUGGGAGUUAUAAUUCAAUUGAAGGACGUCGAUAUUCUAUGAGAAGAUCAAUAGUUACUCAGUACAAAAUUAUUGAAAAAUUAGGACAAGGUACUUUUGGUCAAGUGUUUAAGUGUCAAGAUCUUAACAAUGGAAAAAUGGUUGCACUAAAAAUUCUUAAAAAUAAAAAAGCAUAUUUUAGACAAGGUUUAUUAGAAUUAACUACUCUUACAAUUAUUAAUACAAUAUAUGAUAAAGGAUGUUCACAUAUUGUUGAAAUGAUUGAUCAUUUUCUUUACUGUGGUCAUUUAUGUAUUGUUCAAGAAUUAUUGGGUCAAAAUUUAUAUCAAAUGUUAAAAGAAGUUCGUUUGAGAGGAAUGAAAUUAUCAAAUAUUAAAAAGAUAACACGACAAAUUCUUGAAGGUGUUUCAUCAUUAAAUGAAGCAGGUAUAGUUCAUUGUGAUUUAAAACCUGAAAAUGUAUUAAUUAAUAAUAAAGAUAUUAAAAUUAUUGAUUUAGGAUCUUCAUGUUUUUCUAAUUAUACAUUAUAUUCUUAUAUUCAAUCAAGACAUUAUAGAGCUCCAGAAAUUGCAUUAGGAAUGAAAUACUCAACUUCAAUUGAUAUGUGGAGUGUUGGGUGUAUUGUAGCUGAAAUGUUUUUAGGUAUUCCAUUAUUUCCAGCAAAUAGUGAAUAUGAUUUAUUAUAUCGAUUUGUACAAACACUAGGAAUGUUACCUUUUUCUUUACUUUCUACUGGAAAUAAAUCAAAAUGUUAUUUCAAAAAAUCAACAAGUUCACUUGGAGUAAUACAAUAUAGAUUAAAAGAACAAUUUGAAUAUGAAUGGGAAAAUAAUUGUGGUCUUCCUCCUCAUAAAGAAUAUCUUCCUGUAAAACUUUUAAAAGAUAUUAUUUUUAAAUGUCAAUUACGUGUUGAAAGUCCUUUAACUCUAAAAACAAAACAAACUCUAUUUGAUUUUUUAAGUGGAUGUUUUCAAUAUGACCCUAAACUAAGAUUUACACCAAAACAAGCUUUGGCUCAUCCUUUUAUCACAAAUGGUUCUUUAAAAGAUUUUGUAUUACCACCGAGAGAAUUUCCUUAUAAAGUUUAUGGUCAUGUUGUUACGGCUGAACCUAGUCAAAUGAUUGCUGAUACCUAUAAAGAUACUUCAAUUACUAAUUUAGAUCUCUCUAGAAGUCAAUAUUAUGAUGUCUAUAUGACUUUAUUAAGAGCAGGACAUGUUGCUAAUAUUACUAUUGAUUCUCCUUUUAGAUAUGGAAGUAUAACUCCACCCCAAUUAUCCAAAGUCUUUAAAAAAGGAAUGUUUGAUAAUCUUCCUUUAUAUAACUCUCAAGUCAUUCCAAGAGAAAUUUCUAUUCAUGAAUUUAAAACAUUAAAACCAUUGUACUCUUCUCGACUUUCUUCUUCUGAACUAAUUUUAAUUGACCAAGGAGCAAUAGAUACUAAAGGUUCUAUAACAAAACUUAAAAGCUCUUCUUCCUUAAAAGAAGAAAACACUAAACGAAUUUCUGGGGUUAAAAAGAUUGAAGUAAACAAACACGAAAAUACACUCAGAGAAGAAAAAUCUAAAAGGAAGUUAUUUAGUAAAGAGUCUAGAAUUGAUAAAGAACGAAGAAAUGAAAUGCAUCGUCACAUAUCUCAAUCCAAUAAUAAUUCUGAUAAUCUUAUAACAAUUCCUGUUCCUUUAAAAAAAGUAUCUCUACCAACAGAAUUAAGUUGUGAUAGUUUAAAUACAACUCUAGAUGUCCCACGGUCUUCAGAUAUAAUGAACUCUCAACAACCAAGUAAAUUAUCAAGUGGAAAUACUAUUUUUCUACCAAAACUCUCACCAACAAAUUCUCCUCAAGGUCAUGACAAUCUGAAGAAAAGAAGAUUUUCAUGGUCAGAUGGUCAUUCAUUUAGUUUUCCUUUCUUUAAGAAAAAGAAGAAAUGCAGUUCUAAGUCAAGUGAAGAAUGUGAUAAGUCUGAUAAAACUGGAAAGGAAAAAGAAGAUCAAAUAGUUGAUAAGAAAUAA
Entamoeba dispar SAW760 is the source of this 2262-nucleotide messenger RNA. Its product is annotated as serine/threonine protein kinase ppk15, putative. Gene Ontology annotation, molecular function: protein serine/threonine kinase activity; ATP binding; protein tyrosine kinase activity. Lineage: Eukaryota; Evosea; Mastigamoebida; Endamoebidae. The coding region runs from base 1 to 2262 and encodes 753 amino acids. The record is from RefSeq and is a predicted model, not a curated record. The transcript has 2 exons. Gene Ontology annotation, cellular component: cytoplasm. Gene Ontology annotation, biological process: peptidyl-serine phosphorylation; peptidyl-threonine phosphorylation.